CUUGCCAAAAGAAGUUUGUUUACAUUCCCCCACACUCAAGACUGCAUGAGCAUGAGUCCACAGGGUUUUUGAUUCCUUCUACAAUCCUGUACCCUUUUCUCAUUUGAUUGAUGGCAAAACCUCUUCACUCAAGUACAAAUUUUCAUGUUUUGUGCCCUGUUUAAUUUUAGUCAUUAGAAAAACAGUCAGUGAUCAUGUCCUCUUUAUCCCCUAAAUCACCGGAUCAGUCAGAGAAGAGUAAGAAGUAUGAUCGACAACUAAGACUGUGGGGAGACCAUGGACAAGCUGCAUUAGAGUAUGCUCACGUUUGUCUGAUAAACGCAACUGGCCUUGGUUCUGAGAUAUUGAAGUCUUUGGUUCUUGCUGGAGUAGGAGCUUUCACAAUUGUAGAUGGCGAAAAAAUUUCCGAUGAAGAUGUUGGAGUCAACUUCUUCUUAGAUCCUGAUAGCAUUGGCCAACCACGAGGUGAGAUCACAACUCAAUUGUUAUUGGAACUGAACCCUGAUGUGCGUGGUGAUGCGAUAGAUGAAAGCCUAGAUAAACUCCUUACUAAUAAUCCAGAUUUUUUCAACAAUUUUUCAGUCAUUGUUGCCACUCGCCUAUCCGAAAAAGAAAUAAUAACUUUGUCAAAGAAGCUGUGGGAAGCUGACAUUCCACUCAUUGUCUGUCAAAGCAUUGGUUUCAUUGGCAGUGGGAGACUACAAGUUCAAGAACACACAGUCGUUGAGUCGCACCCAGAGAAUCAGAACCCAGACUUACGCCUAGACUGUCCAUUCCCUUCAUUGAAGGAGUAUUUCGAUCAAAUCGACCUCGAGGCAAUGGAAUUUAAAGACCACGCCCACACACCCUUUGUUGUCAUUCUUUAUAAGUAUCUAGAGAAGUGGAAAAAACUUCAUAACUCAUCCAAGGGACCCUCAAAUUUCAAAGAAAAAGCAAGCUUACGCGAACUCAUUAAGAGUGGAAUUCACCGAGAUGAGCAGGGGAAUCCAUUAGCAGAAGAAAAUUUCGAAGAGGCCAUCCGAGCGGUGAACUAUGCCAUUUCCACAUCCGAAAUUCCACAAAGCAUCAAAGAUAUCUUAAAUGAUGGUUCUUGUAUCAAUUUAACUGGAAAGAGUAAGCCUUUCUGGAUAAUAGCAAAAGCAAUCAAAGAUUUUGUAGAAAAUGAAGGUAAUGGGUACUUACCACUUAGAGGCACGUUACCAGAUAUGACGGCGGACACAGCCAAAUAUGUAGCACUUCAACAACUUUAUCGAGAUCAAGCUGCAAAAGAUGCAGAAAUUGUGUUCCGGAGAGUGCAGCAGUUGUUAAGGCAGUUGAAUCAACCGGAUGACACAAUCACAGAAAAUGAAGUGAGGCAGUUUUGCAAACACGCAAGCUCCAUCAGCGUCAUAAGGGGCAGUUCUAUAGCUGAUGAAUACACUUUUAGGAACAUAUCCCAAAAAAUAGUUACUGACCUGGAAUCUCCUCAUAAUCUAAUGGUGUACUAUGUGAUGCUACGUGGUUUAGAUAGAUUUUACUCUGAAUACAACACAUAUCCUGGGGUUUAUAAUGAUCAGGUGGAACCAGAUAUUGUCAAAAUGAAGGCCUGCAUUUCUCGACUGAUAUCGGAGUGGGGCUGUAGCUCUUUUAGCAAAGAUGAUUUUGUUCAUGAGAUUUGUAGGUAUGGUGGUGCUGAACUUCACUCCGUUUCUGCAUUCCUAGGGGGAGCUGUUAGCCAUGAAAUAAUAAAACUCAUAACAAAACAGUAUAAACCCAUUAACAACACAUUCAUCUAUGAUGCUAUUUCUGCAGAAACUGCUACAUUUACCUUCUGAGUUUACUGAAUUCGCCGCUAAGAAACUUAAAUGCCACCCAAGACCUCAUGCUAUGUUUCUCUGUCAACUUUUGACCUUGAAUGCUGUAAAAAAUUGUUAAUGUCCUAGAAACAACUUUUUGCAUCGUAAAUUUUUAUACCAAUUAUCUUGAAUAGAAUUGUUGAAUUCUUUGCAACA
This is a messenger RNA of Bemisia tabaci, 1991 nucleotides long. It is a transcript of the gene APP-BP1, whose product is annotated as Nedd8-activating enzyme E1 regulatory subunit APP-BP1. Gene Ontology annotation, cellular component: cytoplasm. Lineage: Eukaryota; Metazoa; Arthropoda; Insecta; Hemiptera; Aleyrodidae. The record is from RefSeq and is a predicted model, not a curated record. Gene Ontology annotation, molecular function: NEDD8 activating enzyme activity. Gene Ontology annotation, biological process: protein neddylation.